Messenger RNA from Cyprinodon variegatus (sheepshead minnow), 2312 nucleotides. RefSeq names its product growth arrest-specific protein 1-like. The coding region runs from base 422 to 1165 and encodes 247 amino acids. The record is from RefSeq and is a predicted model, not a curated record. The transcript has a single exon. Gene Ontology annotation, biological process: regulation of cell cycle. Lineage: Eukaryota; Metazoa; Chordata; Actinopteri; Cyprinodontiformes; Cyprinodontidae.
UUCCUGGACAGAGGGAGGGGUGCUGUGGAGAAAUGCUCGACGGACCGUGAAGCGUUACAGCCAGAGGCAGGACAAAGACGCGCGUAGCGGGACGCGGGGAAACCUCCGGACUAUUUCCAAAAAAACUCAAACAAACAAACAAACCAAGUCUGGAUGGAUGUUAAAAGUUUUUGGCGAAUCGAAGCGAGGAUUGCUGAGAAACAUCCGCGCUGAGGAUCAGAACUCUGGUAAAGUUUUGGAUCCUGUUUUGGACAGAGAUGACCGUUUCUGCCACAUUUCUCUCCCUCGCAGCCACUCGUGGUUGUUCCCACCAGCAGGAGAAACAAGCAGGACUCCGGGUUUUGGUCACUAAAGUCGGUUAGGGGGUUUGUGCGCUCUGCAGUCCGGAUCUUGAUGUAAACAUUACAAAGUUCAGCCCAGCAUGAGAUGUGCGCGCAGCUCGCUGCCGCUCCUCCUGUGGCUCCUGGUGGCUCUGGACGCGCAGCUCAUCUGCUGGCAGGCGAUCCUCAAAUGCCACGACGAGCCGGACUGUGAGCUCGCCUACGGUCAGUACUUGGCGGCGUGCGAGGGGAACAUCCGGGGGACGAGGAGGCAGUGUCCGAGCCACUGCAUCCAGGCGCUGAUCCGGCUCAACAACACCCGCAGCGGCCCGGAGCUGGAGACCUGCGACUGCGCACAGGACCCGGACUGCCUGGGCGCAAAGCGGGCCAUCGAGCCGUGCCUGCCCCGCAGACACCCCAGCGAUGCGGGGGGGAUCGGCUGCAUGGAGGCCCGUCAGCGGUGCGAGGAGGACAGCAGCUGCCACGCCUCCCUGUCGGCCUACCUGUCCCACUGCGGGCAGCUGUUCAACGGCAGGAGGUGCUCCUCCAGGUGUAAGGCCACCAUCCAGCAGAUGCUGUUCAUCCCCAACGGCGCGCUGCUGAACCGCUGCGUCUGUGACGGAGUGGAGAGACCUUUCUGCGAGGUGGUGAAGGACAACAUGAGCAAGCUCUGCUCCAUCGGGGACCACAGCGUGGUUUCUGACCGACCUGAAGUUGAAGACAACUAUGAGGAUGAGGAUUAUGAUCAGAAAGCAGACAGAGAGGAGGUGCGCACUGACAGGUCCUCCGCCUGCCAGAGCGCACCCAGCCUCAUGGGGUUGGUCCUCCUAUGGAUAUUACUCUGAGGAGAUGGAAGUUUGGAUACCAGAGAGAACUGAUGAAGCAGCUCUGCCUGUCACUGAAAAAAACAGCUUGUUUUAGGUGAAGGCAGAUGACCUUUUUAAACAGCCUGUUUAUUUGGUUAGCCUUCAAUGCUUCCUAAAGUGUGGCUUUAUUAAGACUUUCUGCAAACAUGGAGGCCAUCCAGCCUCUGUUUGCUCUCCUCUCUGUUGCACAUUGUUGCAGUAACCACACUUCAAAUAUUUGUGGGAACCCGUCAGAGGACAGGCGUGAGUGUGGGUUCAACUACUUCAUUUGACUAAAGUGCUUGUCUAGCACUUCUGCACACCCCCCCACCCCUCUUCCCUCUUGUUUUAUUGAACUCUUCCUGACUUUUCCCCUCCCUCUCCUCUCCUCCUCCUCUCUGCACCCUGGACACCCUUUGAAAGCCCCUCUGUCUUUAUUCUACUUUCACACCCCAAGGUUUAGCCUCCUGCAGUUUGUCCAACAGUUUUACCUGCUCUAAUAUCACAAGGCAGAGUCAAAAAAAGAAAAACAUGCUUUAACCGCUGACUGUUUAUCCUUUUUUUGUUUUUUUUUUGCUCCUACCUGUUCUUUUUCACACAAAAAAUACUCUUUGAAAUGUUGCCACCUAAUCUUUGGUACUUUCCUCAGCAUACAUUAGAUCAAGGAAACUUUAUUUACGUUUAGAUUCCUUUUUGACUACAGAGGAAUUAGCUGUAAAACUCUGGUUUCAAAUCUGGUUUCACCAAAGUGGAAACGACAAAUAAGAAACAUGGCAAUAGGAAAAACUUUACAUUAAAACUAGAUUAUUUCACAUUCUAAACAAAUAUCCUAUUGAAAAUUUGUCUUGAUUAUUUUUAUAUAGUCAAUUAUUAUCCCAUCCAGUCUCUUCAAAUUGGAACUUCCGGGGAUACUGUAUGGCCUGGGCUGCAAUUAAAAACUCAUUUUCCAAUAAAUGUCAUCAAUAACUUCAGUCUUCAUCCAAUUAACAAAAAACAUGUUGUUUUGUCAUAACUAAAUUGUCACCUUUAACAAAAAAUCUUUCAUUCUAGCCCAUAAAUUACAUUAUAAAUUGUGUUAGAAGAUUUUAUGAAACUGAGACUGCAGUGUCAAAAAUGGAUAGAAGCACGGACCAAUAUUUUUUGCUGU